Venturia canescens is the source of this 1284-nucleotide messenger RNA. Its product is annotated as sentrin-specific protease 1-like. Gene Ontology annotation, molecular function: deSUMOylase activity. The transcript has a single exon. The record is from RefSeq and is a predicted model, not a curated record. Bases 1 to 1284 code for a protein of 427 amino acids. Gene Ontology annotation, biological process: proteolysis; protein desumoylation. Gene Ontology annotation, cellular component: nucleus. Lineage: Eukaryota; Metazoa; Arthropoda; Insecta; Hymenoptera; Ichneumonidae.
AUGGAUGUUUCAACACAAACGGUCGACAUGGCCGAAAAGAAGCAUUUUACCAUGCAAACUGGUGAGAGUGGAUUUUGGGAGAAAUUUGACGAAUCCCCACCAAUGAGAGAAGUCGAAAAAUUCAAAUUAAAGGUCGAAACAGUGAAGGGAUCAAAAAGGCCGAAACAAUCUACGAAAACACAAACACCACAGCCUAAGGACAAGGCUACGCAGGUGUUCAUCUGGCGACUGAUGCCAAUUGAUGUGGACCGAAGAUCAAAUCGGCAAGCCGUCGAACAAUUUAUCCAAAAAUUUACGAAAUAUGAGAGAAUUGGGGAAGAAUUUGCUGUACCGGAUAUUCUUUCGCCUAUCCGAGACGCCCCAGAAGAAGAAAAUUUCAAAAUGCCGGUAAGCACCGAGGAGUGGAGCAGGAACAAAAGGGAAGCCGAGAAAAAGGAAAGGGAAAGGUACAGAGAAGAAAUCGCAAAAAAUGGAAAAGAGUGGACUGGAUGGAAAAUUGGAGAAUUUCAUUGGGAGGACAAAAACGAAGAAAAUAAAGGAUCAAGAGAAAAUGACAAAGAGAAUCAGGAAAAAGAUAAGAUCGAACAAAAACCACAAGAAUACGAAGAGCGAAACGAGACUCAAAAACAAACACGAAAAAGGAAAAGAACCGGCAAAGACGCGAUUGAAAGGGAAAGGCGGGAGAACAUCGAAACGAAAAGAAAAGAGAAAAAAGGCGUGACAAUCAAGAGCUGUGACUUGGCAACGCUAGACGGCAAUAACUGGUUGAACGACGAGGUUAUAAAUGAAUAUCUCAAUUUGAUAGUUAGGGGGAGCCCGGAAACCUUUGCUUUUACCACUUUUUUCUUUUCUAAACUACUAUCGGGAGGGUUUUCCUCGGUCCAACGAUGGACAAAGAAAACAAACAUUUUUCAAUUUAAAUUGAUUCUCGUGCCAAUGCAUAUGGGAGCACAUUGGUGCCUUACGAUUGUAGAUUUUGUAACUAAGCAGAUCAAAUACUUUGAUAGUCUGUUGGGUGAUAAAGUCGAGUACGUCACAAUUAUUUUUAAUUAUUUGAUCAAAGAGGCAGAAGUCAAACAACAGAAAUCCUUCCUUCCCCAGGAGUGGACGGUAAUAAUAAGAAAGAAUAUUCCGAGACAAUCCAAUAAUUUUGAUUGUGGGGUGUUUGUCUGCUCUUUUGCCGAGUAUGAGGCCGCAGGGCGGGAAAUCGACUUUUGUCAAAAAGACAUGGCAGCCAUAAGACAAAAAAUAAAAAGAUCCUUAAUCCAAGGAAAAUUAGAAUAA